GAAUCUUUCGUUCGUUGUCGUUCUUCAUGGCGGCCAAUGUGCGGAAAGGAGUGGCCGAGGGGAGAUCGGACUGUGUGCCCAUAUUCCUUAGCGAAAUUCCCAAACUCUUCCACAGAAAGAUUGUCCAGCCGGAUGUGGCUAUGAUUCAGGUUUCUCCACCUGAUGCGCAGGGCUACUGUUCGCUGGAACAAGUGUCGAUUGUGUACGGGCCGCACUAACGUACAGCAAAACUAUCAUUGCGCAAAUCAACCGCAACAUGCCGCGGACGUUCGGCGACGCAGUGAUUCACAAGUCGCACUUUGACUUUGCCUGCGAACUGGAUCGGCCUCUCCCCGACCACCCCUCCCCGGCCCUCACCGACGACAUGCGUCGACUCGGCAAGCACAUCGCUGAGAACCUGGUCGACGAUGGAGCCACCCUGCAAAUGGGUAUCGGCGCCAUCCCAGAUGCAGUGCUGGAGCUCCUUGGCGGGCACAAGGACCUCGGCAUCCACUCGGAGAUGUUCGCCAACGGUGUCGUCGAGUUGGUGGAGCGAGGGGUCAUCACCAAUGCCAAGAAGGCGGUCGGCAAGGGUCGCAUUGUCACCAGCUUCCUCAUCGGCAACAAGCGGCUCUACGACUUUGUCAACGAUAAUCCUUUUGUCGAAAUGCGUGAAGUGGACUACACGAAUAGUACAUUUGUGAUUGCGCAGAUGCCAAAGAUGACAGCCAUCAACUCUUGUAUUGAGGUCGAUCUCACUGGUCAGGUGGUGUCGGACUCCAUCGGGCCCAGGAUGUUCUCAGGUUUCGGAGGUCAAGUGGACUUUAUCCGUGGCGCGUCGGAGGCACUGGACGGAAAGGGCAAGCCCAUCAUUGCAAUGACAUCAACCAAUCCCAAGACAGGCGACAGCAAAAUUGUUCCUUUCAUCAAGGAAGGCGCAGGCGUGGUGACGUCACGCGCGCAUGUUCACUACGUUGUGACCGAGCAGGGAAUCGCGUCGCUGUUCGGAAAGAGCUUACGUCAGCGCGCCUAUCACCUGAUUGAGAUUGCGCACCCCACACACCGCGAGGCGCUCGAGAAGGCCGCCUUCAAACGGCUCAAGUGCAUGCCGGCGCCCUAAACUUGCCCAAUGUGCACUAUUCAACUCAAGUGCAUGCCGGCGCCCUGAACUUUCCCAAUGUGCACUAUCUAACUUUCAACCCAAGUGCAUGCUGGCGCCCUGAACUUGCCCAAUGUGCACUAUUUAACUUUGAAGUUUUGUAUCAAAUUAUGGUGAUGUGUAUCAAGUUCAGAUGAUACUGUAUCAUGUGUGGUGAUACUGUAUCAAUGUGCACUAAAAAAACUUUGAAGUUUCGUAUCAAAUUAUGGUAUACUGUAUCAAUGUGCACUAAAAACACUUUGAAGUUUUCGUAUCAAAUUAUGGUGUUUUGUAUCAAGUUGAGAUGAUACUGUAUCAUUUAUGGUGAUACCAUAUUAUGUGUACUACAUUUUAACUUUGAAGUUUUGUAUUCAAAUUAUGGUGUUGUGUAUCAAGAUGAUAUGAUACUGUAUCAUAUUGUGUUGAUACUGUAUCAUGUUGUGGUGAUACUGUAUCAAUGUCCACUAUUUAAUAAAAUAAUGUUUUUAAAAACGAUAUUCAAUAAACGAACUCUGGGUACAGUGUCACAGAGAAAAGAUAGCAUAAAAAGAUAUUCCAUGGUUUGUAGAAUUAAUCAGUUUGGAAGUUUUGUAUUGAGUUGAGAUGAUACUGUAUCAUAUUUUAAUGAUACUGUAUCAUUUGUAGUGAUACUGUAUCAUUUAUGGUGAUACCAUAUCUGCACUAUUUAACUUUGAAGUUUUGUAUUCAAAUUAUGGUGUUGUGUAUCAAGUUGAAAUGAUACUGUAUCAUAUUGUGUUGUUACUGUAUCAUGUUUGGUGAUACUGUAUCAAUGUGCACUAUUUAAUAAACGGACUCGGGGUACAAUUUCAUAGAUAAAAGAUAUGCAUAGAAUGAGGAGAUAUGCCAUGGUAUAGGGCGUUAAUGUUUUAAAUUUGUUGCCAGUAUAAUUCUGAAUAUCCCAUGAUGUCGGGCAUUAAUUUUUCAAAUUUGCUGACAAUGUAUUAUUCUAAAUAUAUCAUUGUAUAGGCGUUGUUGAUGUUUCAAAUUUGUUGCCAUUAUAAUAUUCUGAAUAUUCCAAGAUGUAGGGCGUUAAUAUUUUUCAAAUUUGUUGCCAGUAUGAUUCUGAAUAUCCCAUUGAAUAGGACGUUGAAGUUUCAAAUUUGCUGCCAGUAUAAUUCAGAAACGUUUAUUUAUUAAUUACUAUAUUUUUCAUUGGCAGAAUAAAGUUUCAUUCUCGUUUUGUUGUCAGAGCAAUUCUGAAAUGUUUGUUGUAUUAAUUGUUGUUUUUCCAAAGUCAGAAUGAAGUUUCAUUUUCAUUUCACUGUUAACUCAAGCCGAUAGCCCCAGUAGUUCUUUUUUGACGCUGGUAGUCUCUCAGACUGUGCCGCUCUUACACUCUCACCCGGCCAAAACAGUAAUAAUAGACAGUAGUCGACAGUAAUCGACCUGAGUUGACACGUGAAGCUAUGGACGCUGUUAGUCUCUCAGACUGUGCCGUUCUUACACUCUCACCCCAACAAAACAGUUAUUAUAAACAGUAGUCGACAGUAAUCGGCUUGAGUUAACAUUGGCUUGAAAUUUAGAACAUGAACGACAUAUACCAUGGGAUAUCUUCUCAUGCUAUUUUUUCUCAAAGCAAUGUAAAUUUCCAAUGUUUCAAGGAAUGAGUUAAACUUGAAAAGCAUACACGUAAACGAUCUAUAAACCAUGGGAUAUUUUCUUAUGCUAUCUUGUCUCUAUGACUGUGUGAAGUGUACGCAAAGGCUCAACUCACACUCACGUGACUCAGAUCGAGAAGAGACUCGACUCUAGUGGAGAGCAUGUGUUUCCAAAUGGUGACGUCGCGGAGACUAGAAUCGACUGGUCUGAGUGUCACCAUUUGAAAACACAUGCUCUCCACUAGAGUCGAGUCUCUUAUCGACCUGAGUCGCGUAAGUGUGAGUUGAGCCAAAGAUGCUCGACCGACUCAACGCUAACAAGAAACUUUGUAAAUAGAUUCUAUUUUAUUUAAAAAUAAAAAUGAAAACAUCUGUCUCUUUUGACCGAUUUAACGCUGACAAGAAACUUUGUAAAUCGUAGAUCGAGCUCAAUGAUCUAAAUUCAUUGUGCAUUGCGUUAUUUAUUGACGAAUGUCAAUGUUUUUAUCGUCAAUCUGGUGAAAAUUAACCCUGAAAUGAACUGAACUAACUGUUUUUAAACGUUGAAACCUAAUUAAUGUUAGUGUUUUUUUUUUUAGAAAGGUCAAGGUUUUUAUCGUCAAUCUAGUGAAAAUUAUCCGUGAAAUGAAAUGAACUGAUUGUUUUGAACGUUAAAACCUAAUUAAUUUGAGAGUGAUUUAUUGAGAACAGUCAAGGUUUUCUGUAAUUCUAGUGGAAAUUAUCCGUGAAAUGAAAGGAACUGAUUAUUUUAAACGUUAAAACCCAAGUGAUGGAAAGAUGGGAGGUGAUACUGUUUUUGUCAUUGGAUUCAAUUGUGAAAAUGUGUUUGGAAGAAAUAAUUGAAAAUGUUUUUGUUAUGAGAAGUGUUGUUUGAUUGAAAUUUGAAAUCACGGUGGUAGGAGAUGACUAAAUUCUUAGUCCUUGUGACGUUUUUCCACAUUUAAUCAUCAGAUUAUAUUUUACAGUAAAAUUUCAAUAGCUUCCCCAAUAAGAGCUGUUGACACAGUCAAAGUUCAAACUGAAUUUAAUCAGUUGUUGGCUUAAACUCGAAAUGAAUCACAUGACAACGAACAAGAUUCGAUAUGGAUUUAAUCCAGUUUUAAAUCAAAUUUAGUUUAAACUGUUGCUGUGUAAACCGCACUAAAGCUGCGUUUACACCAAAAUUAAUAACUUAAUCCUUAUAUAGAUUCUAUUUGAUUGAACGUAUCUUAUUAUAUACAUGAUGAACAUUUAUGUGUUUGUCAAGUUCUGUUCAAUCUAAUAGAAUCUAUAAGGAUCAAGUUAUUAACAUUUUGUUAAUAACUUUGGUGUAAACCCAGCUUAAGAGUUUGAAGCCUCGGUUGUUGGAUAUGACGUCAUUUAUUGUAAGAUGUAACCCGUGCUUUGCAAAGGACUAAUUAAAAGCUUCACUUUGAAUUGUAAUCAUCGGUUGAAUAGGAUUUGAUUAGUGAUUGGAUGUAAUUAUUGGUGUUUAUUUUAUAGGUGCGUACAGACUUAUGCGCCACGAACACGUGCAUUUCGCUUUUCAACAGCUCAGGUUACGCUUAUUACAUAUAUUAUUAUUGCAAAUAUCUUUAUUUUAUUGUUUAUGUACAAAUACAGAAGAUAUAAUGAGCAUAGGAUCAGCUGAUAGAAAGUGAAAUGCGCGCGCGUGUCCGUGUGACGCUCAAGUCUGUACGCAGCUUUAUAGAUAACGCUGAUAUAGUUUGAAGUGAAACUCACUAUAAAUUCUUGGCUUAUUUCAUGACCUUACCGUCUUCUUGAGGUUGAGUGGUAGAGAGGACUUGAAAGUCCUAACUCCGCCUAAUAAAGAUUUUUUCAUUUCAUUUCAUUUUUUCUUCCACAUGAAUAAAUAUAUACCGUGCUUAAACAUUCUCAAUUAUGGUAUAGUUUCCAAACUAAAAAUGUACUUUCUACAUUAGUAUUCAAAAGUUUUGGAGAGAUUGAAGGCAAAUUCAUUGGGUAUAAUUAAAUAAUUAUAAUUUUCUAUUAUAGCGUUCUGUUUUCCAGAGGUACUCAAUAGUUUCUUUUUAUAAAUUAUUCAACUAGUACUCAUUAGUUUUAUUUAAAUAUAUUACUUUUUCGAUUUAUUAAGUCACUUUCAAGAGUGUUUGAUCAUUAACAAGUGUCAAAAUAAAAUUUAAAUGAGAUGCAAAUGAUUUGAUGAGUCAAAACAUGGUUCCAGUUAAAUACAAAUUGUUCUAGUUUAUAAAGAAAUGAUUCAUAAAAAUGCGUAAUUUUUAAUGAAGUAUUUCAAUUAUGAUUAUUAUAAUUAUUUUGUUAAUUAAUAAAAAAUAAUUCAUUUGUACACUUUUUAUUUAUAUGAAUAGUUUUUAAAACACAAGGGUAGUCCUAUCUACUAUGGAAUUGUUUUUUAUUGAAUUAAUAAUUCAUUAAUAAGUUGGUUGUGUUCAUACAAAAACUGCUCCAAUCCAAAUAGUUCUAACUGUCCUAUAUGCAAGAAGUGAUCUUUUUAUCCAAAGUAGCUACAUCCAAAAAUGUAUUAUAUUUUAGGCCUACUAUUGAAGUAGGAAUUUUUUAUUAGUGACUGACUUAUACUAGUAUCCUAACAAAUCCCAAAUGUAUAAACCUCUUGUACUUUAAAUGUUUAUUAAAAAGAAACGCUCCUUUAU
Molecule: messenger RNA, 5369 nt
Organism: Nilaparvata lugens (brown planthopper)
Lineage: Eukaryota; Metazoa; Arthropoda; Insecta; Hemiptera; Delphacidae
Product: 4-hydroxybutyrate coenzyme A transferase-like
Exons: 7
Coding region: 257-1099 (280 amino acids)
Biological process (GO): acetate metabolic process
Cellular component (GO): mitochondrion
Molecular function (GO): acetate CoA-transferase activity
Source: RefSeq, a predicted model, not a curated record